AUGUCAAAUCUACAGAAAAUCAUAAUACCAGUUGGACUGAUUGCCUAUCUACUUUGUGGUACACUGGCUGCAAUUUUGCCUCGUUUUUCGGAGGACAAACGGGGCGCGUACUUGGAUCUUCCGUGGGGAAAACGAUCGAGUGUUUUUGAGCACAUACCCCCAGAGCGCGUAAUAUGGGACGAAGAACUACGACCAAUUAUGUCACAACAUAAGCGUGGAGCUUACAUUGAUUUACCUUGGGGUCGUCAUACCACGAUGUCAAAUCUACAGAAAAUCAUAAUACCAGUUGGACUGAUUGCCUAUCUACUUUGUGGUACACUGGCUGCAAUUUUGCCUCGUUUUUCGGAGGACAAACGGGGCGCGUACUUGGAUCUUCCGUGGGGAAAACGAUCGAGUGUUUUUGAGCACAUACCCCCAGAGCGCGUAAUAUGGGACGAAGAACUACGACCAAUUAUGUCACAACAUAAGCGUGGAGCUUACAUUGAUUUACCUUGGGGUCGGUGA
This is a messenger RNA of Opisthorchis viverrini, 504 nucleotides long. RefSeq lists its product as hypothetical. The record is from RefSeq and is a predicted model, not a curated record. Lineage: Eukaryota; Metazoa; Platyhelminthes; Trematoda; Opisthorchiida; Opisthorchiidae. Bases 1 to 504 code for a protein of 167 amino acids. The transcript is spliced from 2 exons.